Molecule: messenger RNA, 1101 nt
Organism: Exophiala spinifera
Lineage: Eukaryota; Fungi; Ascomycota; Eurotiomycetes; Chaetothyriales; Herpotrichiellaceae
Exons: 1
Coding region: 1-1101 (366 amino acids)
Molecular function (GO): hydrolase activity
Source: RefSeq, a predicted model, not a curated record
AUGCCACGAACUCCACCACCCACCACCGUCCCUGAGAUCCUGGCUACAUCCGAGAUCGACCCGUCCUUCGCCAAAGCACUCGAGACAUCUCCACAGUCGCCCGCCCUAGAUUGCACGAUCACCUCACUCAAACAAAGCAGCAUAGCCCGACUACCCUCCAUCCAACAGUCUCUUGUCGACACACGGCCCGUCGACGUCUCAGAGACAACCCACUUUAUCAAACUCCGCGACGACUUCCCUGCCCGUAUCAUUCUAUGCCACCUGACAUCCGCAAUCACAGACACAACUCCUCGCCCGCUGAUCCUCUUGUUCCACGGCGGCGGCCACUGCGUAGGGUACCCUGAACUGGAACUCCCUCUCGCCCGACAGCUCGCCCAGACACACUCCGCCAUCGUCGUCAGCGCAUCGUACCGUCUUGCACCCGAGUUCCCGUUCCCCUUCUCGAUCUGCGACGCUUGGGAGACACUGGAAUUCGUCGCCAGUGAGGCACGCAAAGCCAAUUCAGCCGUGUUCCCGCGCUGCACGGAUCCCCGCGUCGGGUUCCUCGUAGGCGGAUCGUCGGCCGGCGCCAGCCUCGCGGCGUCACUGGCCCAUUUGGCACGCGAUCACAGCCUCCGUCCCAAAUUGACGGGCCACUUCCUCUUCGCGGGCACCUAUAUCUCGGACCAGCAUGUCCCGGCAAAGUACCAGGAGCGAUAUCUCAGCUGGACGCAGAACCAGGACGCACCGAUCCUGAGUAAGGCAAUGAUUCGACUCCUCCAGGACGCGUGCAAGCCUGACUUUGACAGCAAGCUUUACAUGAGUUUCGACCAGCACCAUCCAUACGACGCAGGGACGGGUUCAGUCAGGCAUGGACACAUGGGUUUGCCGCCAGUGUAUUUCCAAGUGUGUGGUCUCGACCCGUUGCGGGAUGACAGUCUGAUAUAUGAGCGUGUUCUGAGACUGGAGUGCGAGGUUCCGACGAGGCUGGACUUGUAUCCUGGCUUUGCGCAUUGUUGGUGGACGGUCUACCCGGACUUGGAGAUGAGCCGUGAGAGAAUGAAAGAUGCUGUGGAAGGGGUGGGAUGGUUGUUAGGAACAGAGACGAGAGACGAGAGGUGA